This is a messenger RNA of Solanum verrucosum, 2366 nucleotides long. RefSeq names its product signal peptide peptidase-like 4. Gene Ontology annotation, molecular function: aspartic endopeptidase activity, intramembrane cleaving. The record is from RefSeq and is a predicted model, not a curated record. Gene Ontology annotation, biological process: membrane protein proteolysis. The transcript is spliced from 14 exons. Gene Ontology annotation, cellular component: lysosomal membrane; lumenal side of endoplasmic reticulum membrane; Golgi-associated vesicle membrane. Lineage: Eukaryota; Viridiplantae; Streptophyta; Magnoliopsida; Solanales; Solanaceae. The coding region runs from base 232 to 1851 and encodes 539 amino acids.
GUACUUUAAUUGAAUAUUAUCUUUCUUUAUGACUCAUUUUUUUGUUUUCGUACAUAUAUCCCCCACUUCCCAUGUCUUUCUUCACAUCUUCCACCAAAAAAAAAAAGUGCAAAAGGGAAUAAAAAAAAAGAAAAAAGAACAACACCCAUUUCACCAUUUUACCUUUGAUCUCCAAGAUUUGCUCAAAAAAAUAAAAAAGGAGAGUUUUUUAUUUUAGGUUUGUUGAAUUUCAUGGAGUUCAAGAAAGUGGAUUGUUCAAUUUGUGCUGUUUUUGUUGUUGUACUUGUGCUAUGUACUGGUUUAGUUAGUGGGGGUGAUAUAGUUCACCAAGAUGAUAUUGCUCCAAGUCGACCUGGUUGUAGCAACAAUUUUGUUCUGGUCAAAGUUCCGAUCUGGGUUGACGGUAUAGAAGUAACAGAGUUUGUUGGUGUUGGUGCUCGAUUUGGACCGACAUUGGAAUCAAAGGAGAAGCGUGCUAAUCAGACAAGACUGGCUUUUGCAGACCCUCCGGAUUGUUGUAGCACACCUAGGAAUAAGCUCACUGGUGAGGCUAUCCUGGUGCACCGAGGUAAUUGCAGUUUCACUACCAAAGCUAACGUUGCAGAAGAUGCCGGUGCUUCAGCUAUCCUCAUAAUAAACAACCAAACAGAGCUCUUCAAGAUGGUUUGUGAACCCCAUGAACAUGACUUGGACAUUGGUAUCCCUGCUAUCAUGCUCCCACAACAUGCUGGCACAAGCCUGAUAAAGUUUCUUGGAAAUAGCUCUUCUGUUUCUGUACAGCUGUACUCUCCAAAGCGCCCAAUGGUCGAUGUAGCUGAAGUAUUUUUAUGGCUUAUGGCAGUUGCUACCAUAUUAUGUGCUUCUUAUUGGUCUGCAUGGCGUGCCAGAGAAGCUGCAAUUGAGCAGGACAAGCUCUUAAAAGAUGGCUCAAAUGAAUGCAAUGUCACAGAGGGGUCUCGUUCCGGUGUUGUGCUGGAAAUCAACAUAAUAUCAGCAGUUCUGUUCGUGGUGGUUGCAUCCUGCUUCUUGAUUAUGCUUUACAAAUUGAUGUCCUCCUGGUUUAUAGAGGUUCUAGUGGUUCUAUUCGCCAUUGGGGGUGUUGAGGGUCUACAAACUUGUUUGGUCGCUUUGCUAUCAUGUUUCAGAUGGUUUGAACGUUUUGGACAGUCAUACAUUAAAAUUCCUUUUCUGGGACCUGUUUCAUAUCUGACGCUGGCGAUUUCUCCAUUCUGCAUAGCCUUUGCAGUUCUGUGGGCAGUUUACCGUCACAUCUCCUUUGCUUGGAUAGGUCAAGAUAUACUUGGUAUUGCAUUGAUCAUCACGGUUCUCCAGGUUGUGCAGAUUCCAAACCUCAAGGUGGGAACAGUUCUUCUGAGUUGUUCUUUAUUGUAUGACCUUUUCUGGGUGUUUCUUUCCAAAAGUUUGUUCCAUAAGAGUGUGAUGAUAGUGGUUGCACGAGGUGAUAAAAGCGGAGAAGAUGGCAUUCCUAUGUUACUGAAAAUCCCACGGUUGUUUGAUCCUUGGCAUGGCUACAGUAUCAUUGGAUUUGGUGACAUAAUUUUACCAGGUUUACUGGUAGCAUUUUCUUUAAGGUACGACUGGCUGUGUAAUAAGAGACUUCGAGAUGGAUACUUCUUGUGGGCUAUGCUUGCUUAUGGUUUAGGUUUGCUCACUACAUAUGUGGCACUGAAUUUGAUGGAUGGUCAUGGUCAACCUGCUUUGCUUUACAUUGUUCCUUUCACACUAGGCACAUUUUUGACGCUGGGAAAGCAAAGAGGUGAUCUCAAGCAUCUAUGGACAAGAGGAGAGCCAGACAGGCCUUGCCCGCAUGUCCGGCUUCAACCAGAGUAACUAGAUAGUAGACAAGCCAUCAAUCUGUAAUCCACGCAUAACUCUGAUUUCUCCAUAUACACGUUGGUGUAUAAGAGUAAAAUCGUUCAAGAGGGUAGAACUCUGAAGAUAGCUGGACACUUUAGUAGACUGCCCUUGUUGUGAACGCUGAGCAGAGACAUAUCACUGCUUAGCAGAAAAGCUGAGAUGUAGAACUUGUAGUUUAAAGUAGAGUUGUACUGCCCGUGCACCUGCCAAGCUUCAUGCCUUAAGCUGUUCAAAUCCUGUCACCAUCAGGCAGUAGCUGUAAUCGCGCUUCUUUGGACGAAGCCAGUGUGCAGUAAUUUCAUCUAUAGUAGGAAAAAAAGACAACUUUUGUAUAACACAACUUGUUUUAGCUUACAUUGUGCAGCUUUUGUACUAACUUGAGGGCUGUUCAGUGAACAGUAGAUGUUAUUUACUCAACUAUGGUUUUGUUUCUUUGAGCAGAAAUCAUUUUAUUAGUAAGUUCUGUUUACACUUCUAGCAACAUUAUC